Messenger RNA from Callorhinchus milii (elephant shark), 608 nucleotides. RefSeq names its product interferon-stimulated gene 20 kDa protein. Gene Ontology annotation, cellular component: nucleus. Lineage: Eukaryota; Metazoa; Chordata; Chondrichthyes; Chimaeriformes; Callorhinchidae. Bases 141 to 608 code for a protein of 155 amino acids. The record is from RefSeq and is a predicted model, not a curated record. The transcript has 3 exons. Gene Ontology annotation, molecular function: nucleic acid binding; exonuclease activity. Gene Ontology annotation, biological process: RNA catabolic process; defense response to virus; negative regulation of viral genome replication.
ACACUUGCAGGAAACAAGUGACGCACUCGAACUAAGCAAACUGGGGGGGGGAGGGGUGGGGGGGAGGAAAUCGUAUACAGACUGGAAAUCUGCCGUGUUGAUACGAGAAGGACAGAGUUCUCUUGCUCCGGGACUGGAAGAUGUUGAAUCCUUUGAAGUACGUUGCCAUGGACUGUGAGAUGGUGGGAAUGGGUCCUUCAGGCACUGAGAGUGGGCUGGCUCGGUGCAGCAUCGUCGAUUACAAUGGAAGAAUCGUCUAUGAUAAAUUUAUUAAACCAGAUGGGAAGAUAACGGAUUAUAGGACGCCCGUGAGUGGUAUUCGUCCAUCGAAUAUGGAAACUGCCUCUCCUUAUCACACGGCCAGGGAGGAGAUCCUGAAGAUUCUGGAAGGAAAGAUAAUCGUGGGCCACGACCCCCGGUCAGACUUCCACGUCCUGAAAGCCGACAUCUCACAGUAUGAAGUGAGGGAUACGUCCUCGUGUGGGCUGCUGCUGUCCAAAGCCCGGCUACAGACCGAUCGACGGGCCUCACUAAAGAGACUCUGCCACAACCUGCUGGGGAGAAGGAUACAGAUUGCUCUGGUGAUACUAGCGUUCUCCAGGAGGUGA